Molecule: messenger RNA, 804 nt
Organism: Nipponia nippon (crested ibis)
Lineage: Eukaryota; Metazoa; Chordata; Aves; Pelecaniformes; Threskiornithidae
Source: RefSeq, a predicted model, not a curated record
AUGCAGGCAGGACAGCUGACCCCAGCUGACCGAAGAGAUAUUCCGUACCAUGUAGCAUCAUGCUCGACAAUGGCAUUGGUGAUGCUGGAUCCUUCUGUUACACAAGUGACAAGAAAUGUUCCUCCAGGGCUAGAUGAAUACAAUCCUUUCUCUGAUUCAAGAACAGAGCAUGCCUUGGCCCAGGCAGAACUGCUAAAGCGUCAAGAAGAACUGGAAAGAAAAGCAGCUGAACUAGAUCGCAGAGAAAGGGAAAUGCAGAGUCUCAGUCAGCAGGGGGGUAGAAAAAAUAACUGGCCACCUCUUCCUGAGAAUUUUCCAGUAGGUCCUUGUUUCUACCAGGACUUUUCUGUAGACAUUCCUGUAGAAUUCCAGAAGACGGUAAAGAUUAUGUACUAUUUGUGGAUGUUCCAUACAGUGACACUGUUUCUUAAUAUCUUUGGAUGUUUGGCCUGGUUUUACGUUGAUGCUACGCGAGGGGUUGAUUUUGGAUUGAGUAUUCUCUGGUUCUUGCUUUUUACUCCUUGUUCUUUUGUCUGCUGGUACAGACCACUUUAUGGAGCUUUCAGGAGUGACAGUUCAUUCAGGUUCUUUGUGUUCUUCUUUGUAUAUAUCUGUCAGUUUGCUGUACAUGUACUUCAAGCUGCAGGAUUUCAAAGAUGGGGAAACUGUGGGUGGAUUUCAUCUCUUACUGGUCUGAAUAAGAGUAUUCCUGUUGGCAUUAUGAUGAUAAUCAUAGCUGCACUUUUCACAGCAUCUGCUGUUAUCUCAUUAGUUAUGUUUAAAAAGGCGCUAUCAGAGUCUUGA